Messenger RNA from Helianthus annuus (common sunflower), 639 nucleotides. RefSeq names its product agamous-like MADS-box protein AGL62. Bases 1 to 639 code for a protein of 212 amino acids. The transcript has a single exon. Gene Ontology annotation, biological process: positive regulation of transcription by RNA polymerase II. Gene Ontology annotation, molecular function: protein dimerization activity; RNA polymerase II cis-regulatory region sequence-specific DNA binding; DNA-binding transcription factor activity, RNA polymerase II-specific. NCBI's taxonomy places the organism in Eukaryota, Viridiplantae, Streptophyta, Magnoliopsida, Asterales, Asteraceae. The record is from RefSeq and is a predicted model, not a curated record.
AUGACAACGAAAAAGAGCAAUGGUCGUCGAAAGAUCAAAAUAGAAAAAUUGGAGAAUGAAAGCAACUUAUAUGUUGCAUUCGCGAAACGCCGACCUACCUUGUUUCAGAAAGCGAGUGAGCUUUCCAUUUUGUGUGGAGCAGAAAUCGCAAUCAUCGUUUUCUCUCCAACAGGAAAGCUAUACUCCUUUGGUCAUCCGUCUGUAGAGAUGAUUGGUGAUCGUUUCCUCACUCAAACUUCACAACCAAGUUCUAGCAACUCCCAACUUGUUGAAGCAUAUCGAAAUACAAAUAUUUAUGAACUCAGUAGGCAACUCACCUAUGUGCUUACUCAACUGGAGGUUGAGAAGAACAAAAGUGAGGAACUUACAAAUAUUAGCAAACAAGGCAUAGGUAAUCAUCCGUGGGAGGCUCCAAUAGAGAACCUAGGAUUACAAGAGCUGGAGCAGUUGAAGCUGGCUAUGGAGUGGCUGAAAAACCAAAUUGAGGAACAGAAGAAGAGGAUUGUGGCAGCUAACCAAUUGCCUAAAGUUCCCGUUUCUGGUGCUAAUGGUACUGAAGGAGGCUACACUCAAUUAUUGAAUUCAGUAAUAACAAUGACUCAUGGAUUCAAUAUGGGAAAUGGACAUGUUAAUCGUUGA